This is a messenger RNA of Penicillium manginii, 1137 nucleotides long. RefSeq lists its product as uncharacterized. The coding region runs from base 1 to 1137 and encodes 378 amino acids. NCBI's taxonomy places the organism in Eukaryota, Fungi, Ascomycota, Eurotiomycetes, Eurotiales, Aspergillaceae. The record is from RefSeq and is a predicted model, not a curated record. The transcript has a single exon.
AUGGCUCUGCAGGAGAAUGUGGCACGCAGAUCUGGGAAUUUUCCUGAUCGAGACGAAAAAACCGCUUCCAAAGAGACCAACCAGAAUGCUCUGACUCCCCAUAUCGAUUCUGGAAUGUUCAGCGCCCAUUUCAAUAUUCAUUCGCAGCAGGAUCGACUCCAAGCUCAUCCUGAAGACGAUGCAAGUCCCAAUCGGCAUCAACGUGGACAUACACAUACUUCAGCCUAUUGUCAAGACAAAGCCGAACCAUUUGUGAAUAUUGCAAAGGAAUACGACCAAGAAGAUGGCAAUCGCAUCGGAAAUCAAAUUGAAAAGGUGAUCGAAAUACAGCUGGGAGGGAAGUUCAACACGGCGCUUCCAAAAAUGAUUGAAACAGACUUCACAGAAGAAAAGGCUUUGUUGGCUGUUGACAUCAAAGAUAUCGGCAUUAGCUCGAGUCAAGUGAUUAACCAAUUUCAAACGGAAAUUCCGACCACACUUCCAAUCCCAAUCAAUAUGGUCGAAGGCAAUGAACCUCUUCAGGUGGCAGUCAUGGCUACAGCAGAUAUCAGUCCCAACACUACGGCAGAUAAUGUGCUUGUCAUCGCAAACGACACCGAGCAAUUUCCAAUCUUAUCCGGCAGAUUGACGACUUAUUCCCUGAUCCCUGGAGAACCAGCGGGGGCUCAGGUUGAACAGGCCGAAGAAUCGCGUGGCCCGAGGACACCCCAGUUGCAACCUGGAGGUUAUGGGUUUCAUGUCCCUGUCAACCCAAACGACGCCUUGGAAGCUGCGCGUUUCUUAAAUCUAAUCGCGCUCAAAUCUUUUCGUUGCAACGUCGUUACAGAGGCGAUUGAUGGGCAGCAAGAGCGUCUGCAGGUAACUGAGGAGCGGCUCAAUUAUCAUGAUGACCUGCUCGAGUACGCCAAUGACUUCAUUGACGCUUCCGGCCAUGAUGCCAAUUUUGACCGUUUCUCUCAUGUGUCAUUACAAGCUCGCAUUUCCGCUCGACAAGGGGGCACGCAUUUUCUUGAAUCGGGCCUUCACCCUAACUCGUCUAUCCACCACGAAGCAACAAAAUCCAACACACGAACCUCUCAGGCUGUCAGCAGUAAGCAACUUCAACCCCAUAACGAAAGGGAUAUGCUAAUGAAUUAG